UCAAAUUAUUAAAUUUCCUUUAGUCCUUAUUGGGCCAUUAUCAACGUGUCACACUGAUUUCAUUUUAAACCAGGUAACAUAAUGGACGGACGCUUGCUUCGACUUCUUCUACUUUCUGCAGGGUUUCUUACUUUUACAGCAAAUUUCUUUUUUCAAUUGCCAAUGCGAGAAUGUUCAACAAAUAGUAAAGUUUUUCCGUGGGUGAAGACCAAGUGGGACGUAGGAAUCGCAGGGGAGGAAAAAGUGAAAAUUUCGAACGCAAUACAGGACGAAAUGGUUUAUUCAGAUCAGCGCCUGGAUGUUCGAGAGGGUAGCCUGAACAAAUUCUUGCCAACCAAAGAAAAUCCUGUUCUUAACAUAGAAGUUUAUUCCAGCAGGAUGAACGUGUCUGUUACAGUCAACAACAAAAAGAUUUUCAGUGCCAAUCACGUUAACUACAUCGGCAUCAAUGUUGUCGUCCUUAAUCAAAAAACUGGCGCGCGAAUGGCUUCUCGAAACUUUGACACACUGGACAGUGAACAAGAUUCUGAGGACUUAAUGAAAUUUGUUGAAGAAAUUAAUGUGGGCAGAAUUUUAUGUUUUAUCGUAAAGGACGAAGCAUCAUAUCAUCUUAAAGAAGAUACUCGUAAAUAUUUUACCAAAUUAGGAAGUCGUUUUAUAAAUCGGUUGCGGUGGAGAGACAUGUGGGCUAUGGUGAUCCAGAAAAAGCUGUCAGGUGCUCGGGUACUAGCGGAAUCCUUCCAAAAAUGUGGGAAGGAGCCAUGGGCAAGUCCUGUAGAUCUGGUGACAACAUUUAUAUCAGAAGAGGAAAGUGUUCAUUGUGACUGGGGAAACAGUGAAACGAGUCGACGAAGACGCAAGUUCUGCAGUCUUUAUGAAGGAUAUCAUGGGGUGUGCAGAUGUAGUAACCCGUAUGACAUUAACAUGGACCCACCAGCUUUUCCAGAUGGAAGCAGGCUACACCUUCCAGUUGCUGUCAUGGUUGGUAACAGGCCUCACUAUUUCUUUAGAAUGCUGACCUCGCUACAAAAUGUGAUUGGUCUAGAUAUAUCCAUGGUUACAGUGUAUAUUGAUGGCUUCUUCAAAGAGUCAGCCUCUGUGGCUGAACUUUUUGGAAUGAAUGCUGUGCAGCAUGAGCCAGUAAGCAGAUUAAAUGGAAGAAUCGCUCAGCAUUAUAAGAGAAGUUUAUCUACAUCCUUUGACAACAAUCCAGAAGCACAGUAUCUGAUCAUUCUAGAAGAAGAUCUCGAAAUAUCGGUGGACAUCUUAAACUUCUUCCAACAGCUCCUUCCUGUUCUGGAGAAAGACGAGAGUUUGUUUUGUAUAUCAGCUUGGAACGAUCAGGGCUACAAGCACUCAGCCAAUGAUCCAAGUAUGACGUACAGAAUAGAGACAAUGCCAGGACUCGGAUGGGUUUUGAGUCGCAAAAUUUACAAGGGUGAACUCGAAAAAGUAUGGCCAGGUCCUCAAAACCUGUUUGACUGGGACAUGUGGAUGAGAGGCAAGGAACAGCUCAAGGGUCGUGAAUGUAUAAUACCGGAUAUUUCACGAACAUAUCAUUUUGGCGCCAAAGGACUGAACGUAGGAAUGUUCUUCCAGGCUGCGUAUUUCCAGCAACGCGCUUUUAAUACCAUACCAAAUGUUCAACUAAAUGAUGUGAAUGUCAUGCUGAAGGAUAAUUACGAAAAAGAAAUUCAUAGACUUAUCAGCAUCGCCACACUUCUAGACCACAAGAAAACCCCCUGUUCAGAUGUCAAGAACUUUGUCCCAAACACUAAAGGCAAGACCUACUUGUUUUACAUCACGAUGAAACAUAAAAAAGAUUAUCAAACGUGGAGCAAUGUAGCUACAUGCUUCAGGAUAUGGGAUCUUGAUGCAAGAGGAUUUCACAACAGCAUGUUCAGGUUGUGGUAUAAAAAGAAUCAUAUCAUUGUGGUUGGAUGUCCUGCUUCAAAGUAUUGCUCCUUUAAACCAGAUAAUAUUGUACCUAUUGAUAUGCCAAAACCCGAGAAAAGACCCAAAGAAGAAGAUGUCUAGCCGCUAACGAUUACGUCAACAAUAUGAAGCAUAGACUACGGCAAAGAUCCGUAGCGGUCUAUUUCAGGCAGAAUAAGAAGUAAUACUUCUUAUUCUGCCUGAAAUUAAAGAUAUAACUAGCUAUUCUCAGCGGUCUGGUAUAAAACUGGUAUAACUUUAUGAUAUUUAUACUUAUUAGCAUUGCCUAGUUUCAUGUCGUAGAGUACUGGGUCGAAAUCUGUCAGUCGUGAAAAGGAUGCCAACAAUAUCUUCAUUAAUUCUCAGUGAUUUUUACUCACUCAUUCGGUCAAAAUCUGGUUGCAUUUUUCGAGCUCAAAGGACUCAUUCGACUACAUAUAUUUAAAAGAUUCUUUUAGUUAGCUUGGUGUACAGUUAUUUAGUCUCCCAAGUCCUUUCACUCGAUAUAAAACCCGUCAAUAUUGAUCAUUUCACUUCAAACCUUCUAAUGCUCGAAUGUUGGCCUCCUGAUUAAUUCCUCUAUUUAGGGCUAAAUAGCCAGCUUGAAUUCAAAAAAACCUUCUUGAAACUGGUGUCCCGUGGACCAGUUAGUAACUUUUUAAAGUGCGGCACUUAAAAGUCCUUUGAAAAAUAUUUGUCACUGACCGGCUUCGCGACUACGAGAUCUACUAGACUAAAAAGGAUUAUGGGUAGAAGUAACUGAAGUGUUAAGCUACAUAUAUAUCAUUAGCAAAGUGAUGAGUAUACUGUGUUUCCAUUUUGAUUUACCGCGAAAAUGGCUAGCGGUUUGGAUGACCCAAGCCCUCGGCAUGAAAACUAGUAGCUAUUUACUUGUUUUCACCCAAUUACUUACUUCGCAGAACACGAAGGCACACGUCACAUUCAUUCGAGCUGUACUCUCCAUGAUUAUGAUUAAAACGCGAGCUAAAACUUUACUGCUUCAGUGAUUUUUACCCAAUAUACUCCCGUUCGAAUUCGUCGCGUAGUUGCGGAGUCGGUCAGCGAAAACGUUUUUUAUUUUCUUCAAAAGACUGUAUACGGUACUGUUAAAGGAGCAUCCAGUAAAGACACUACACAUGUUUUUCAGAAAACAAAAAAGUGUUACUAUGUACUCAGUGCUCAUGUCCCGCAGCCCGGUUCCCUGUUGCAUUUUGAACCGCUUGGUUGCGAAAUUGCAUUUCGACUCAGUGCAAACUGCCAGUCUUCAUCAGGCGAUAUCUGGAUGGUGAGUUUGUUAUAUAGCAUUUGUCAGAACAUGUCUGUUAUGAUUGGUUGGUCGGUCUGUGCGGAGACUGGUAGUUGAUGCGUCUCUGUCAUCCAGAGCGUUUUCUCAUCGUCAGUAUCGCGUUUUCUCAUCGUCAGUAUCCACGCCUUAGGGAUUUCCAUGCCACGACCCUAUCUAUGUUUCUCGGGUGGAGUCGGAUCUGAAAGGAUCCCCUGACUAUGUGUGUAUACUGCAAAAAACAAUGGGGUUCUCAAUCUCCCAGCCAGGGCAAUGUUCGGUCUUAUGUGGAUGUUCGGUUACUGCUGAAUGAGCUCUCUACGCGAACCAACCACACCUCUCUCGCGUGUUAAGACAAAAAAUGCUAGCAAUAGGAUUCAAACGUACGCCUCACACAAAAAGUGGUGAAUAAAUAAGUCUAAACUUAUUUUCUGCUAAUAUCAAGUUCUUUAUUAGUUAUACUCCAUAUGCAGGAAUUAGACAUCAUCAAUAAGUGUGUUUUAACACACUAAAAAUUAACAUCUUAACUUAACUUAAUUUAAUUUAACUUCUAGUUGCCAUUGAAUAGUGGCUUUGACCAUUCCACGAAACUGUUAGUUUAUAGGUUUAAGGAACUUUGUAGCGGCUCUCAGUUUCUGAAUCAUUAGCGACAUUUCAAACUUCAAACGCUCGCGUUUCUCACUUUCAGGAAUGUUUUUCAAUUCCAUAACCUUUUUGAUGUUCCAGAAUUUACAAUUAAACAGCAGAGAUUUGUCA
This is a messenger RNA of Actinia tenebrosa (Australian red waratah sea anemone), 3973 nucleotides long. RefSeq names its product protein O-linked-mannose beta-1,2-N-acetylglucosaminyltransferase 1. Gene Ontology annotation, molecular function: beta-1,3-galactosyl-O-glycosyl-glycoprotein beta-1,3-N-acetylglucosaminyltransferase activity. Gene Ontology annotation, cellular component: Golgi membrane. NCBI's taxonomy places the organism in Eukaryota, Metazoa, Cnidaria, Anthozoa, Actiniaria, Actiniidae. The record is from RefSeq and is a predicted model, not a curated record. Gene Ontology annotation, biological process: protein O-linked glycosylation via N-acetylgalactosamine.